Diaporthe citri is the source of this 234-nucleotide messenger RNA. RefSeq lists its product as uncharacterized. The record is from RefSeq and is a predicted model, not a curated record. Lineage: Eukaryota; Fungi; Ascomycota; Sordariomycetes; Diaporthales; Diaporthaceae. The transcript has a single exon. Bases 1 to 234 code for a protein of 77 amino acids.
AUGAAGACCAACAACGCGAUCAAUGUCUUGGUUGCAGCCCUAGUUACCGGCGUCACGUCGACGGCAAUAGACACAGCAGACGCCGAAUGCGGCAGCCUGGGCGUGAUGGUGGACGACGGCAAGCUCCCCGAGGGCGUCGACCCGACGCGGCUGCGCGACUGCGUCGACCACCCGCUGAGGAAGGAGGCCGACUUGGAGCCGGCGCGGCGAGGAGCAGGCAGAGACGGCCGAUAA